Messenger RNA from Beta vulgaris subsp. vulgaris (sugar beet), 2190 nucleotides. Its product is annotated as putative disease resistance protein RGA4. Gene Ontology annotation, biological process: defense response to fungus. The transcript has 3 exons. The coding region runs from base 1 to 2190 and encodes 729 amino acids. Gene Ontology annotation, molecular function: ADP binding; protein binding. The record is from RefSeq and is a predicted model, not a curated record. NCBI's taxonomy places the organism in Eukaryota, Viridiplantae, Streptophyta, Magnoliopsida, Caryophyllales, Amaranthaceae.
AUGUCUGAAGCAUUACUGUGGGCUGUCACAAAAACAACACUUGCGCACAUUGCUACUUUUGCUGGUGAUCUUACCUGCAGUUAUGCUACACAAGGCAUUUUAGCAGCUCAAGGUGUCCGAAACGACCUCAAAAAGAUUGAGAACAAGCUGAUUGCUAUUCGCGCUGUUCUGCAAGAUGCAGAAAGUAAGCAAUAUGAUAGUGAGGCUGUCAAGAUUUGGCUGAAAGAUCUCAAAAAUGUUGUGUAUGAUAUAGAUGACCUCUUGGAUGAAGUUCACACUGAUCUGUUACGAAAGAGAAUCAACAAAAGCCAUCUGCUUCGACAAAUCAGAUCUUGGAUUGAUGGUCAUGAUCCAAUUGAAGUAUACAACAUUGAGAGGAAUCCUUUAGAUGCAUAUUCAUAUGUGAAGAAAUCAGAAAUUAUUGGUAGAGAUGAAGCUAGGUCCGAAAUAAUUAGACGUUUAACCAGUAGUACUAGUGUUGGAGAUGCUAGUAGGUUGGUUGUGCUUCCGAUAGUUGGGUUUGGUGGGAUUGGGAAAACAGCAUUGGCAAAGCUUGUUUUUAAUGAUGAGUGGGUUGCUAGUAACUUUGAUAUUAAGUUGUGGGCAUGUGUCUCUGAAAAAUUUGAUCUGCAGAAGACUAUAGAAGAAAUUUUGAAUUCUGUAAGUAAUGAAACCACUGCAAACCUCAACAUGAGACAGUUGCAUGAAAAACUCCGUGAGAUAUUGGAUGGUCGUAAGCAUUUCCUUGUGCUGGACGAUGUGUGGAUCGAGGACAUCAAAGUAUGGAGAGACUUGGAGAAUUUGGUAGCUGUAAGUGAAAAAGGAAGUGUAAUUUUGGUUACUACAAGAAGUGAUAUGGUUGCAUCAACAGUUGGAAAUGUUGAUCCAUAUUGUUUGGAUAAUCUUCCUGGUGAUGAUAGCAAGCUUAAUCCUCCAAUUUUGUCAUGCCUGUGGAGUGCACUUGGAAUCUUGCAACGAGGUAACGACAAUGAAGAGUUAGAAUCUAUUGGAUACAAGUAUUGUGAAGACCUAUUGUCAAGAUGUCUUCUUCAGGAUGCAUUUCUUGUGUUCACUGAAACUAUAAGUGAAUGUAGAAUGCACGACUUAUUCCACGAUUUAGCAACUGACCUUGUUGGUGAAGAGAUAGCUGUUGUGACCAGUAAUCAUCUUAAUGUUUCAGACAUGUGCAGACAUUUAGUAUGGGGAUAUGAAGGAGGUGAAGGUUUAUCAGAUAAGAAUUUCCCAAAAGAGCUACUCAGAGCAAAGAAGGCUCGAACUUUCAGAUUUGGCUAUGCAAUGGGAUAUAUUAGCAAGUCAUUUAUUGAAAGUAUUAUACACAACUUCAGGUGCUUACGUGUGUUGGAUUUGCAUCAGAGUAGCUUCGAGGAGUUACCGAUGUCAAUUGGGAAGUUAGAACAUCUAAGAUAUCUUGACCUAUCCUACAACCCAAUCAUCAAAUUUCUUCCAAGUACACUAUGCAAGUUGUUGAAUCUACAAUCGUUGUAUGUUCCAGGGUGUGAGCAGUUACAAGAGCUACCCAGAGAUAUUGACCAGUUGGUAAGCCUAAGGUAUUUGUCUGUGACUAUGAAUCAAGUGAGCUUAGCUAGCACCAAAUUUAAUGGCUUAAGUUCUCUAGGACGACUAGAAUUAUACUCGUGUGAAGAAUUAACAACUUUGUGGAAUGGAUUUUCUUUUCAAUUCCACACUACCCUGGUAGAGCUUCACAUUGUUAAUUGUCAGAAAUUGAUUUGUCUUCCUGAUAGCAAAAAAUACCUUGUUGCCCUUGAGACAUUGAUCAUUCGUGAUUGUCAAGAGCUUGAUUUGGAGAAAGGGGACAACCUAUGUGGGCUUCAAAGCCUUCGAACCUUGGAAAUUACCGGUGUUCCAAAGCUAGAACGUUUACCAGAUGGCAUCCAUUCUGCUGCAAGUUCUCUUCAAUAUCUCUGGAUUGAAGGUUGUGCAGGACUGACUACGCUUCCAAAUUGGUUGCAGCAUUUCACUUCGCUUAGAAGAAUUCUUCUUUUCAGUUGCAUAAAUAUAGUAGCUCUCCCGGAGGGAUUUAGCCAGCUUCAUUGUUUGCAGAAGCUACAGAUUAAGAAUUGCCUCCAUCUUAGUAAAAGAUGUGCAAGACAUACAGGAGAAGAUUACCCUCAUAUCUCUCGCGUGCCUGAAGUUUACCUCUAUGAAUAA